CGGGAGCGGGAGCGCGCCGCGCGCACACGCCUCAUUCGCGCCUUAUUCGAGGAGCAGCUGUAACUGCAAGGAACUCGCUCCAAAUGCGCUCGCGCGCCGCUUGUGCUCGUCCUCUCCUCUGCGGAUGGCUUUCUAAAUGUUCAUCAUGUUCUCUUGGAGACUGUAGGAGGUCUACUGUGGAUGCAGCUAAUGCUUUACUGAAGAAAGCUAUGGCACAACACCAAACAAAUCCUACUCUGUAUUCAGUACAUUAUGUGUUUCCUGCAACCAGAAAUUCAUCAUCUCUUGGCCUGUGUAAGAAUUUACUAAAAUGAUUAGCUGCUUUCAGGGCUAAUUGUUUGUCUGGAUGAAGAUUGAGCUCUGGCUGGUACUUAUGGCAUGGAACACAAAUGGACUGUUUUGACAUACUUUUAAAAAAUCACUAAAAACUAAACCAACUAUAAUAUCGGUUCUGUUUCCUUGACUUGGAAGAGCCUUAUUGGGAUUACUGAGCUUCGGCUUGGAAAAACAAAACAAAACAAAACAAAAAAAAAACAACAAAAUAAAAACUUUUUCUACUUGGCCAUCUUGAUUUCCAAAGAUGUCUUUGUGCUUUCAUAUCUCCCUGUCCAAACUCUUCUUAGUGUUAGUAGCAGACCCAGAACUUUGUGGCCUUGCACCCGGUACAGCAGCGUGAACACGUCUUCCCAACACUUCAGCACUCCUGAACAACUGUGUGCUUAUUUUGCUUUUCCAUAUUCCAAACGAUGCCUCAGUCUUUUUCUAGCAUCUGCAGGAUUUUAAAAAAGAACUAGUUAUUGGAUUUAUUGAACCAAAAACUCUCUCAUUAAAGCACAUUUUCUCUGAUUAUUUUUACACAAUCCUUAGCAACACUGAAAAGAGAAGUUGUUUUUGAUCGUGUUCGCGAUCUUUGCCACAUGUAGAAGACUGAGAGUUGUCCAAAAUGGCUGCACAGUGGAGACAAAGGACAAACGCUCUGGUUGUGACUCUCGGAGUGCUGCACUGCUGGGGAUUGGGAUCCUGUUAUGAUCAGAGGACUAGCAUUCUCACAGAAGUCAAAUCUCUUGAAAAGCACUCAGUGACCCAUGAAAGAGUGAAGAGAGGAUGGGUGUGGAACCAGUUCUUUGUGGUAGAAGAGUACACAGGAACAGAGCCACUUUAUGUUGGAAAGAUCCACUCAGACUCCGAUGAAGGUGAUGGGUCCAUCAAGUACACCAUAUCUGGAGAAGGCGCAGGGACUAUCUUUAUCAUUGAUGAGGUCACAGGGGACAUUCACGCCACCGAGAGGUUGGAUCGUGAGGAAAAAGCCUUCUACACGUUACGAGCGCAGGCUCGAGACCGCCAGAGUGACGCCCCGCUCGAACCAGAGUCCGAGUUUGUCAUCAAGGUUCAAGAUAUCAAUGACAGCGAGCCCAAAUUCCUGGAGGGACCAUACAUCGGAAGCGUGGCCGAGCUGUCUCCUAUCGGUACAUCAGUAAUGAAAGUGAUGGCGUCAGACGCAGAUGACCCGACCUACGGCAGCAGUGCCAGGAUAGUAUACAGUGUUUUGGACGGAGAAAAGUUCUUCACUGUUGAUAGACAGACGGGAGUGAUUCGGACGGCCGUGGCCGAUCUCGAUAGGGAGACUCAGGACCGUUAUGAGCUAGUUGUCAAGGCAACAGACAUGGCAGGCCAAAUGGGUGGUCUCUCUGGUUCCACCACGGUGACCAUAGUGAUCACGGACGUUAAUGACAACCCUCCACGUUUCCCUCAGAAGAUGUGUCAGUUUUCAGUUCUAGAAGGCAUGGCAGUGGGCACAUCGGUGGGCAGGGUGAUGGCCACGGACGCAGACAUGGGCGAGAACACGGACAUGAGCUACCUGAUUAAAGACGAGGAAGGAGGAGAGCUCUUCAGAGUCUCCACUGAUACAGACACACAAGAAGCCAUCAUUAUUAUCAAGAAGCCUCUGGACUUUGAGAAGAAACGCACUCAUAACGUGGUGUUGGAGGCAGUGAAUAAGCAUGUGGAUCCACGCUUCGUGGACCUGGGCUCCUUCCGGGACCAGACCAUUGUCAGAGUCAGCGUGUCAGAUGUGGAUGAACCUCCAGUCUUCAGUCCACCCAAUGGAGCUAUUAUGGAAGUACAAGAGGAUGCCAAGCAAGGGGCCCUUGUGGGCUUUGUUACAGCUAGGGACCCAGACGUGGAUAAUGUCCCUCUUAGAUUCUCAAUAGAUCAGAGCACAGAUCAGGAGCAGAUCUUUAACAUUGAUGCAGUGACUGGUGCAAUCACUCUGGGGAAGCUCUUGGACAGGGAGACAGCAGGCUGGCACAACAUCACAGUGACAGCAGUAGAAGCAGAUAACCAGGCCAUGGCUUCUCAGACUGCAGUUAGCAUUCGUAUUCUGGAUGUGAACGACAAUCCACCUGAGCUGGCCACCCCAUAUGAAGUCUCCAUCUGUGAAGAUGCAAAACCUGGCAAGCUCAUUCACACCAUCAGCGUUGUGGACCGAGAUGAACCUCAGUUAGGCCAUCGCUUCUAUUUCACACUUGCUCCCGAAGCCUCCAGCAACCGACAUUUCACAUUGUGGGACAUAAAAGAGAACACAGCAGGCAUUAGAACACAGCGAUCGGGUUUCAACCGACAGGAGCAGAACGUGUACGUGUUGCCCAUCCUGGUUGUGGACAGUGGGCCUCCAGCUCUUAGCACAACUGGCACACUUACCAUCCAUGUGUGUGGCUGUGAUGCACACGGAGUCAUCCAAUCCUGCAACGCCACAGCCUUCAGCAUGGGAACAGCCCUCAGCCCAGGAGCUCUCAUCGCCCUGCUUGUCUGCAUGCUCAUUAUUAUCGUUAUUGUGCUGCUGAUUGUGACCUUAAAGCGCCACAGGAAGGGUCAGCGCAUGUGUGAGGAAGAGGAAGACAUGCGCGACAAUGUCAUCAAGUAUAACGAUGAGGGUGGAGGCGAGCAGGACACACAAGCCUAUGACAUGAGUGCACUGCGCAACCUCUACGACUUUCCAGAAGCCAAGAGCUCUGAAUCACUUCCAAAGCGCGUCCAAAACCAUGUGAACUCUGACAGAGAGGUAGCUGAUUUCUCCCUGUUUAAAGGCUACAUCCGGAAGAAGGUGGAGCAGGCAGACGCAGACCCAUCAGUUCCUCCUUACGACUCAUUUCAGACAUACGCACUGGAGGGCAGCGGCUCGCCAGCACUCUCACUAAGCUCCAUCCACACUUUGUCCACCAGCUCAGAGCAGGACUUCUCCUACCUCAGGGACUGGGGGCCUCGUUUCAGACAGCUGGCAGGAUACUAUGCCCCGGCACAGCCUGAUGAAGAAGGGUCCUAGCACUGCCUGCCAUCCUGUGCCUACUUUGCCAAACUAACAACACACUGCUGUUCUGUAGAGACUACUAAGUCCUGGAGCUGCUCACACUCCUUUACCUACCACUCUCCUCCAUCAGCGGGUGAUCACUGGAUCUCAGUGUUUUCUGGACAUUUUACUAAAACAGAGAUAGUUUGCCUUUUCAAAAGAUUAAAAAGUGGAGGAUGAACAGUCUAUGAGCAAGGGGUUGGGCAGGACUCCAAUAAACCUAGCAGGGUGUGAAACGAGAGCUGGGCUGUGCUAUAUGCACAGUGCUGAACCCACACUGUUCCCUAUCUGGAGGGUUUUCUUUGUGUGUGUGUGUGUGUGUGUGUGUGUGUGUGUGUGUGUGUGUGUGUGUGUGUGUGUGUGUGUGUGUGUGUGUGUGUGUGUGUGUGUGUGUGUGUGUGUGUGUGUGUGUGUGUGUGUGCGCUUCUUUUUUCUCUUUUGGUGAGAGCAAAAUCUACUGAUUGAUUAGGAGAGUAAGAAGAGGACACCGUGCAGCAGAACUGGGGAGGUUAUUUUCUAAGCCAAGACAAAUUAUUCCCAGAUGAAAAUAUGUUAUUUAUUUAAAAAAAAAGGAAAAAAAGAGAAGAUAUUUAUGUAUUUAUUGUUUCUAUUUAUUUAUUUAUUUAUUCCUCCAGGUUAAAGUACAGUAUACUGGACUGGACUUAAUUAUUGACUAGAGAAAUGUAAGGAUGGAUGAUACAGACUGAACAUCCCUGAGACUAUUACAGGCAUUGACAUGAUGGUGCCAUUGUGAGUGAGAGAUCUGGGCCACAGCUUUUCAAAAAAAUUACUUAUUUUUCAGAUUUUUUUUUUCUUUUUUCUAAAAUACAGGCCUAUGCUGGGAAAUGAUGUAUAAAUAUUAACUACUCACUCAGUCAGAGGUUUUGUUUUUGUCUUUUCAUACAUUUUAUGUAUUGUGUUAAUCUUAAAUUGAUUAUACAAGUCCAUAUUGUGGGCAGUCAGAUAUUUGUUGUGUGUGUUAUUUUAUUUUCCUUUUGAAACUGUAUUCCAGUGCUUAAUUUUGGGGACAAUAAGGAACAUAUAACCACAAGAGACAGAAGCGUCAGAUACUCCACAUUUUUGAUCAGUAUUUACAUGGAUAUUUACAUUUUGCAGCCAUGUUCAUUUCAGAUUCUGUGACUGUGUUGUUUAUAUUCUAAUCUGGUUUCAAGACUGGGUGUUUUGAUUGGUUUUAUUUAGUUUAAUCUUUAGUAUUGGUUGAGGCUGAUGAAAGGGGAUGAGUAUAUGAUUAGAAGGCCUGGUUACACUAAAUCCUUUUUGAUCCAUGACAACUCUGUUGAUGUAGUUGCUUAGAAUGCUCUCUACAUUAGUUACACCACAGCAGUACUAAUCAGUACUACAGUAAUUCAGUCAGAGUGCAUUUUAUUCAUACAAGACAUUUUAUCAAGUCCAUCACAGACCAGAUGUUUAUGAACAUUUUUUGUAAAACUAAAAAUGGAUUGAUUUGUCCCAUGACCAAAAGUGUAUCCAGGUGUUAAUACCUAUUUAAGAGGCUUUCAUCACCCACAGCCAAUAUCUAGAGACAUUCUGUUGCCAACCAUAUCCAGUAUCAGUGUAUGGAUUAAAUGUACAGUUGAAAUCAAUAAAUAUUAAACUUUUUGU
This is a messenger RNA of Tachysurus fulvidraco (yellow catfish), 4969 nucleotides long. It is a transcript of the gene cdh22, whose product is annotated as cadherin-22. Gene Ontology annotation, molecular function: cadherin binding; calcium ion binding. The transcript is spliced from 12 exons. NCBI's taxonomy places the organism in Eukaryota, Metazoa, Chordata, Actinopteri, Siluriformes, Bagridae. The coding region runs from base 944 to 3322 and encodes 792 amino acids. Gene Ontology annotation, biological process: calcium-dependent cell-cell adhesion; cell-cell junction assembly; cell morphogenesis. Gene Ontology annotation, cellular component: catenin complex; adherens junction; plasma membrane. The record is from RefSeq and is a predicted model, not a curated record.